Triticum aestivum (bread wheat) is the source of this 922-nucleotide messenger RNA. RefSeq lists its product as uncharacterized. The transcript has a single exon. Bases 230 to 604 code for a protein of 124 amino acids. The record is from RefSeq and is a predicted model, not a curated record. NCBI's taxonomy places the organism in Eukaryota, Viridiplantae, Streptophyta, Magnoliopsida, Poales, Poaceae.
AACAAUAGCAUGCAUGCAACCACCACAAAAAAAUUAACCUCUUUCAGCACUCUCCUCUCUACCACCAGUCCGCCCCACACAUCCACAAAAAUACCAUCCCUCUCGUCCCAGCAGGGCAUGCCACUGACCAUUAUAACCGCCAGGAGAUCCUCCCCAUUCCCAUUCCCAUCCGCACCACCACCCCCCACACUCCCCCGCGGUACAGGCGCAGCAGCACGCCAUCACGGGCAUGGGCGCCACUGAGCCGUCGUCCGCGCCACCGCACCGCCCCGUCAGCAUGUCGUCGUGCAUGCCCUCCCCCUCCUGGUCGCCGCCCGGGCCCGGCGGCCGGCACCGCGCCGCCGUCGUGGUGCGGCGCCUGCAGGUGGCGGCGCGCGACGCCAUCCCGGGCGUGGGCUGGUGCGGGCACCGCGCGUGGCGCAAGCUGCUCCGGCGGUUGGCGCAGGAGACCCGGUGCAUCUGCAGCUCCCCGGCGCCGCCCUCCAGGCCCAGCACCUUCGGCUACGACGCCGUCAGCUACGCCAAGAACUUCGACGACGGGCGCUCCCACGCGCCCCACGCCCUCCCCUGCGCCGCCGCCGCCGACAAGCAGGCCCGCCGCUGACUCGUCCUCGAUCCUCCCGAUCCCUUUCUUUUGCCUCGUGCAUGCAUGGUUGCCCAUCGCUCUCGCCGAUGCGCGCGUAUUUCUUAUCUGUUUUUGCUCCUUGUUUUCGUUGAUCCGAUUUGGUGCUGUGAUGGCCGCCCCGAUGCCCGUCCCUAGGGAUCUUUGUAAUCUGUACAUAGAUCGAAUGGAGAUAACACGAGUGGCGCUUUGCCAAAUGUAGGUCCUGCAUACUUGUUAAUUUGCUCCUUGGAGCAAUGGGUCUGUGUCUGUCUGUACGAAAAAGUCACUUUCAGUCAUUCAUAUACAAAUCCUUAAUCA